Maylandia zebra (zebra mbuna) is the source of this 884-nucleotide messenger RNA. The record is from RefSeq and is a predicted model, not a curated record. NCBI's taxonomy places the organism in Eukaryota, Metazoa, Chordata, Actinopteri, Cichliformes, Cichlidae.
CAACCAUUACGCGGACAUUGUCCAAACACAGAGUGCGGAUGAAGCAGCUCUACACUGUUCCCUUUGAGAGGAACAGUGAGAGGGUCAAGGAGCUACGACGACAAUAUGUCCAGAGAGUUAUGGAAUUGGAGGCCAACCAGGCCCCUCAUGAAUUCAUAUACAUCGAUGAGGCAGGAUUCAAUCUGGCCAAAAGGCGUCGACGUGGACGAAAUGUAAUUGGAAAAAGGGCCACAGUUGAUGUGCCAGGACAGAGAGGGGCAAACAUUACCAUGUGUGCAGCAAUUGCAAAUGCAGGAUUACUCCUUCACAGAUGUCAGGUUGGACCCUAUAAUACAGAGCGCUUGCUUGCCUUUCUCAAUGAUCUCCACCAGCGCCUGGUUCCAGAGCAGGGUCAGGAGGGUGAAAACAUGAGGACCUUUGUAAUUACCUGGGACAAUGUGGCUUUCCAUCACUUGCAAGCAAUAACAACAUGGUUUGAAGUCCACCCAAGACUGGUAAGUCUCUUCCUUCCACCCUAUUCACCUUUCCUCAACCCCAUAGAGGAGUUCUUUUCUGCAUGGAGGUGGAAGGUUUAUGACCAUCAGCCACAUGACCAGAUGUCCCUCCUUGAAGCCAUGGAUGCCGGCUCCAGGGACAUCACAGAUGUGACAGCUGCUGUCUUGUCCAUCUGUGGGCGCACCUGCCCACCUCCCAAGUGGUGUCCCAGAUACUAUAUCUCCUUCUGUCCAACCACACGGUUCUUCGGGAGGCCCGCCUGCCUCGGGGACUCCAGGACUAUGGCCACCCAAUACACACGCUCCACCCACUUCAUUCCCCUUGCGGUAGUCAGCAUCGCCAUCUUUCUACACCACAAGAACUAUGGAGCUAUACCAUGUACUGUGUGA